This is a messenger RNA of Vigna angularis (adzuki bean), 1688 nucleotides long. RefSeq lists its product as uncharacterized. The transcript has a single exon. The record is from RefSeq and is a predicted model, not a curated record. The coding region runs from base 255 to 1337 and encodes 360 amino acids. Lineage: Eukaryota; Viridiplantae; Streptophyta; Magnoliopsida; Fabales; Fabaceae.
UCUUAAACCAGACGGUGGGAUUCGAAGAACACAAAGCAAAAAGCACAAUGUUUCCAAAGCAUCUGGUAAAAACAAAGUCCAAACACUUCCACCUUAUGGCAGUGGUUAGAUUGUUCUUGUUGGCCUAUCUAUUUAUUCAAAACACCAACCCUUAAACUCUCUAACCUACCAUUGCCAAAAGAAAAGGCAAAACUCAUUUAAGAAAAAGGUAGGACAGAAAAAGAAACACCAACACCUGACUCUUAGUACUUUUGAUGAGUAAUAUAGAGUCCAUUUUGGUGAGAACUGAGAAGCCACCCAACUCCUCCCUCAUUUCCUCCCCCUCUCCCUCUAGUGGCAAGCUUCCAAAGGAACAACUCCAAAUGGAAGUUUCAUGCAAGAUUCUCAGAAGAUCAACUCACAGUUUUCUCCGAAACUAUCAUUACUUCACCUCAACAGCAGCUUUUCUAGCAUUUCCUUUCUCAGCUUCUAUACUCCUCUCUCAGGCUGUAGUCCCAACCCCUUCAUCUCUCUUGCCUCAAAUCUACACUCGCCUAAGGAUUCUCUUUGAUGCUGCUGGCUUCCCUUCAUCUUCACAGUUUUUUACCAUUCUCAACCUCAAGGUUUCUCAAACAAUCACUUCUUCAAUCUUUACCCUUCCUUUCACCCUCACCUUUCUCCUCGUUGCAAAAGCAUUCAUAAUCCAGGCUCUCAAUCACAACAAACCAACUUUGCAGCCUUCCUUCAGUUCAGUUCUAUCCCUUUACAAGCCCCUCCUCCAUACCUACUUCUGCAACUGUUUCUUGAUUCUCUCAGCAAAUGCAACUACUUUUGGUCUCAUGUUUUUGGCCUUCAGCUUCGUUGAAAGAUUUGGCUACUCUUCCCCCGGUAACCUCAUCCUCUUCAUGUCAGUAGCUGGAGCAGUUCUCUUUUCUGUGAUUCUGGCCAAUGCUCUUGUCAUAUGCAACAUGGCACUGGCUCUAUCUGGCAUGGAGGGACAUGGUGGGUACUUUGCAAUUCUUAAAGCUUGUCUUCUCUUAAGGGGAAGGACAUCAAUGGCUUUGUUCCUGGCACUUCCUGUCAAUGUGGCACUGGCAGCCAUUGAGGCCUUGUUCCAAUUCCGGAUUGUAAGGCCCUAUCAUAUUGCUGGAAUGGCAGGGCCUUGUGUGGCUUUGGAGGGGAUUUUCAUUGCUUACCUCUACUCAAUCUUCAUCAUCCUUGACACAAUUGUGAGUUGCAUAUUCUACAAAAGCCUUAAGACAGGAUCGUGGAUCCAUCAGGAGGACAAAUAUUUGUUCAGGAUUGAAUUCCCAGAUGAGGACCAGUACGGUUACACGAGCACCAAGGAACUACCUUAAGUAGCAUAUGGUGGCAAGUUAUUAAUUUGGUUAAGGUUUUUCUUCGCAUUUCAUGAGGGAGAAGGAUCGACCAGUUAUUUUAAACUGAGUACAGAAGGAAUUUAGAAUUCAUUGAUGUUGCUUGAAGGAAAUCAAGCAACUUUGAAGACAUAAAGAUUUUCAAUUGAGCGACCUCAGCUCAACCAUGUGCAAAGCCAAAGAAGUUAGAUUCUCAGACACCAUUUGAUAUAAAUGAAAUGCAAUUAUGUUAUAUUCUCAUACUCUAUCUUUUGUUUUAAUCUCUUUUACAUUGUAGAUUAGCAACUAGCAAUCUUUUACAGUGUGAAUAAUACAAAUGCCUCCCUUUGCCUU